Molecule: messenger RNA, 1170 nt
Organism: Mycotypha africana
Lineage: Eukaryota; Fungi; Mucoromycota; Mucoromycetes; Mucorales; Mycotyphaceae
Exons: 5
Coding region: 1-1170 (389 amino acids)
Cellular component (GO): cytosol; COP9 signalosome
Source: RefSeq, a predicted model, not a curated record
AUGAACAUCAACCAUCGUCUUCAGGAGUGCAUCACAAUUCCACAACAGCAAGAAAAGCUUAAUGCUUUUCGUUCAAUUCUAAAGGAUGUACUUUCAGCACCAAACCAAGAACAGCAGCUUGAAGCAUACAUUAGAGCUGUCUUAAACGAGCAAGUUGGUUUGGUUAAUUCACGUCAGCUACUUUCUGAAUUCAUCAGUCUAUUCAACGAAAAGAUCACCGAUCGCAGUAUGCAAAAAGCAGUUUUGCUCUUCGCGAUUGAACAAGCACAUCCGCGUGCUGUUAGUUUCGAAGAAUCGUUAUCACACUUGAGAGAAAAAUUGGCUGAUGUGUAUGAACAAGAGGAUGAUUUUUUAGAAGCAGCGAAAAUACUACAGGGCAUAUCCUUAGAUUCUGGGCAUCGGGCUAUCUCAGACGAUUAUAAACUUCAGGUUUAUGUGCGUAUUGUCAGACUGUUGCUGGAAGAAGAUGAAGCAGUACAAGCUGAAUCUUAUUUGAACCGAGCUGCCUUGUUGUUACCGUCAUCUAAUGAUCCUUUACUCAAUUUAACAUUCAAAUUAUCUCACGCUCGCAUUUUAGACGCCAAAAGACGAUUCCUUGAGGCAUGUUCGAAAUAUCAUGAACUGAGCUACGUCAGCCAAGUUCCAGAAGAUGAAAGAAUUCUUUGCCUUACAGCAGCUGUUCAAUGUGCUGUAUUGGCAGGUGCAGGGCCUCAGCGGUCAAGAAUCUUAGCAACGCUUUAUAAAGACGAGCGAACACAUCAUCUACCAUCUUUUUCCAUUUUAGAAAAGACAUAUCUUGAAAGGGUGAUUCGACCAAACGAAGUGUCAGACUUUGCAGCAUCGCUAAAACCUCAUCAUUUAGCUCGUCUGGCCGACAACACUACUGUUUUUGAUCGUGCUAUUAUUGAACAUAAUCUAUUGUCAGCCUCUAAAAUAUAUAACAAUAUUUUUUUUGAUGAACUGGCAGUGCUGCUUAAUGUAACACCGGAGCAAGCAGAACAAGUAGCGGCCCGUAUGAUAUCAGAAAACAGAAUGAUAGGAAGUAUAGAUCAAAUCAUGAAAUGGGAUACAGCAAUUCAAGCACUCUGCUAUGAUCUUGAUGCAAUCAUUGGUAGUAUCCAGUUGAAGCAUCCAAACUACGUAGCAACAAAGUUUGUUGCAAUGAAGUAA